GACGGCGGUGGUUACACUACACAGUUCUUAAGCUAAAUUUCUUGCGACGCAGCUAAAUUAAGCAAACAGACAAGAAACGUUUUAAUUCUCUGCUUCUCGAGGGAGAGUGUGUGCAACAAAAUGAUACAACGUCCUGGAAGAUUCAACUAGUCAGAGCUUGCAAGGAGCAGGAGCAGAAGUAUUUCAGGUCUUUGGUCUAAAUGCCUGCAGGCAGAGUGUUUCAGUUGACGAGCAUGCACAAGAAACACUUAAUACAUCAUCUCGUUUGCUAUUGCAGAGGUUUAAAGGGCUGGAGAAGGAAAGUACAGGAGUCUGUUCCAGUGGCUGUUUCAGUGCCAAGAUGUCAGGUGUAAACUUUUCAGACAACAACAGCAUCUGCCCAUCAAUUGAUGACUUCCGUAACAAGAUCUACUCCACUGUCUACUCCCUGAUUACCGUCUUCGGCUUUGUAGGAAAUGGCUUUGCUCUGUAUGUCCUCAUCAAGACCUUCCGAAAGAGAUCUACCUUCCACAUCUACAUGCUGAACCUGGCCGUCUCUGACCUGCUGUGUUGCCUAACUCUACCCUUGCGUGUUGUCUACUAUGUAAACAGGGGCCACUGGUCCUUUGGUGACUUCCUGUGCCGCGUCAGUUCCUACACCCUCUACGUUAACCUCUACUGCAGCAUCUUCUUUAUGAUGGCAAUGAGCUGCACCCGCUUCAUAGCUAUCGUAUUCCCAGUGCAGAACCUGAAGCUGGUGAGUGAGAGGAAGGCCAGCAUCAUCUGUGCGUGCAUCUGGAUCUUUAUCUGCACGACCAGCUCCCCGUUCCUUAUGACUGGCACUAAGGAAGAAGGAAACAAAACCAAGUGCUUUGAGCCUCCUAGUGGUAAUGACACCCAUAAACUGGUGAUCCUCAACUACUUUUCCCUGGUGGUGGGGUUCAGCAUCCCCUUCUUGGUCAUCCUGAUCUGUUACACAGGGAUGAUCUGGACCCUGAUGGUCAACUCAGGCAGCAUGAAGAAGCAAAGGAACAUGCAGUCAAAGGCCAUCCGAAUGAUCUGCAUUGUCAUGGCAGCCUUCCUCAUCAGCUUCAUGCCCUACCACAUCCAGCGCACCUUGCACCUGCAUUUCCUGAUGAAGAAAGGAAGCUCCUGCGAUGAUAUUGUCUACAUGCAGAAGUCGGUGGUUAUCACCCUAUGCCUGGCCGCUGGCAACUCUUGCUUUGACCCCAUGCUCUACUUCUUCUCCGGAGACAACUUCCGUCGGAGGCUCUCCAGUUUCCAGAAGCCCUCUGUCAGCACAAAUUUCACAGAGAAGAAGAAGAAGAAGAAGACCUGCACUGUCAAUGAAAUAAACGUGGAGAGCCACAAACGAGAGGAAGAGUCAUUAAGGGGCAAUGAUGAGAAGGUGGUUAUUGCUGGUGACUAGCCUUUCUCCUCAGUGGAGAAACAGGAUGUCUAGUAGCACGUUACAUAAGUAAUGGGAAGAUGUUUUUUUCCUCUUUAGGACUAUGGUUGGGUUUUUUUUUUUUUUUUUUUUACUGUGAAUAAUUUAGGAGGGGUGGUCUAAAAAAUAAACUUGGAAUAGGAUAACCUAGGUAGUGGCAUGUCUGACUUGUCAGACAUGCUGAAUGUAAUCAAAGGAAUUGUGGCUACGUUCCAGUGAUGAGGGACUUCGAAAGGACGUUAUUGCUCAGGAUUUGAAUACCUAGUCCAGUCUACUCUAUAACUUGUUGGGUGUGUCAUUUCGCCUUUAAUCCCAUUUGGAAUAAGAAGCACCCACACUUUGAACCAGGUGAGGACUGCUCAGUUAAGUAAUUUAAAUUAGCAGCCCUGAACACAACCUGCCGCAGAUUGUAACCUAGUUGUAAGCCUUGAUAAAUCAUGGGUGAAUGGUGCAAGUGAGUUGGGUUGGGGCUGCUAAAUCACUCACAUGGUUGGAAUUCACAGAAUUCUGCGCAGCCCAAUCCAUUUACUUUCCAUUUGCUGUGACUGUUAGACUCACCACUGAUUAAACCUGUUGCAGAUGUAAAUGUACUGCUUUGUAAUGAACAAGUCAAUCCCAAAAGCUGCAAGAAGAUCAUUUUAGUG
Molecule: messenger RNA, 2070 nt
Organism: Polyodon spathula (Mississippi paddlefish)
Lineage: Eukaryota; Metazoa; Chordata; Actinopteri; Acipenseriformes; Polyodontidae
Product: cysteinyl leukotriene receptor 1-like
Exons: 3
Coding region: 341-1408 (355 amino acids)
Biological process (GO): G protein-coupled receptor signaling pathway
Cellular component (GO): plasma membrane
Molecular function (GO): leukotriene receptor activity
Source: RefSeq, a predicted model, not a curated record